Asparagus officinalis (garden asparagus) is the source of this 1018-nucleotide messenger RNA. RefSeq names its product AT-hook motif nuclear-localized protein 10-like. The record is from RefSeq and is a predicted model, not a curated record. Bases 155 to 736 code for a protein of 193 amino acids. Gene Ontology annotation, molecular function: minor groove of adenine-thymine-rich DNA binding. The transcript is spliced from 5 exons. NCBI's taxonomy places the organism in Eukaryota, Viridiplantae, Streptophyta, Magnoliopsida, Asparagales, Asparagaceae.
UGGUAAACUUCACCGACGGCAGGGAUGGGGUGACUGGAAUUCAGCAGAGAGUUCGGCCGCGGUCGUCACGCCGAUCUCGGUUGUGUCAGGUUCGACGGAGGGAGAGGUGAAGAAGGCAAGGGGAAGGCCGGCGGGGUCGGGGAGGAAGAGGCAGAUGGAUGCCCUAGGGUCAGGAGGGAUUGGAUUUACUCCACAUGUCAUCACUGUCAAAGCUGGCGAGGAUGUCUACUCCAAGAUUAUGUCAUUUUCUCAACAUGGGCCUCGAGCUGUCUGCAUUCUAUCGGCAAAUGGAGCAAUAUCUAAUGUAACACUUCGCCAGGCAGCAACUUCUGGCGGGACCGUGACUUAUGAGGGUCGAUUUGAGAUACUAUCACUUUCUGGCUCGUUUCUUCUGUCAGACAAUGGUGGCCAGCGAAGCCGAACCGGUGGUUUGAGUGUGUCACUUGCUGGGCCUGAUGGCCGCGUUCUGGGUGGUGGAGUGGCUGGACUCUUAACCGCAGCAUCACCUCUGCAGGUUGUUGUUGGUAGUUUUAUUGCUGAUGGACCGAAGGAAUCUAGGCCAAUGAGCGCUGCAGACCAAUCAGCAGCCCCUGCGAAGUUUGCUUCUAGCACGAUGACUGGGGCUUCAAGUCCACCAUCACGAGGCACAAUGAGUGAAUCUUCAGGUGGACCUGGGAGCCCACUGAACCACAAUAAUGGCAACCAGCAAGGGUUUUCCAGCAUGCCAUGGAAAUAGAAUGAGGGUAAAGAUUUGGGAAUCUCGAGACCCCUUGUGUAAUCUCAUUUAAUAGCUCCAAAAUAUCCAGUUCUCUUAUAUAUAAUUAUAUGUAAGUCUAGGACAGGAAAAGCAGUGGGCACUGGAAGUUAACCCAUUAUAUACCAGCAGUCUGGGUGAGUUCCACUAUCUAUGGCCUUGUUGCUCUGUUUUGUUGUAACUUAAAAUUUAUGUAUGUUACCAGAGUGUUUUUGAAAUAAUCUAAUGGUGUUCUUCUGUUUAAUAGACGCGCAGUUUGCAAUA